GUUAACAACUAUACAUGCAGUUGCAUCCCUGGAUAUACUGGACGCAAUUGCUCUACAGAUAUCAACGAAUGCUCAAUAAAUCCCUGUGCAAAUGGUGGAACAUGUAUAGAUAAGGUCAACAACUACAAUUGCAGCUGCAUCCCUGGAUAUACUGGACGCAAUUGCUCCACAAAUAUCGACGAAUGCGAACCGAAUCCCUGUCAAAAUGGCGCAACAUGUGCAGAUGAGGUUAACAACUAUACUUGCAGCUGUAUCGCUGGAUACACAGGACGCAAUUGCUCAAUAGAUAUCAACGAAUGCGAAAUGAACCCCUGUGAAAAUGGCGCCACAUGUUCAGAUGAGGUCAACAAAUAUACUUGCAGCUGUGUCCCUGGAUACACAGGACGCAAUUGCUCAAUAGAUAUCAACGAAUGCGCACCGAAUCCCUGUGAAAAUGGAGGAACAUGUAAAGAUCAGAUCAACGACUAUACUUGCAGCUGUGUCCCAGGACACACUGGACGCAACUGUUCCACAAAUAUCAACGAAUGCGAKACGAASCCCUGUGAAAAUGGCGGGACAUGUAUAGAUAAAGUCAACAACUAUACUUGCAGCUGUGUGCUUGGAUAUUCUGGACGCAAUUGUUCCACAAAUAUCAACGAAUGCGCACUGAAUCCCUGUGAAAAUGGCGCAACAUGUACAGAUGAGGUUAACAACUAUACAUGCAGUUGCAUCCCUGGAUAUACUGGACGCAAUUGCUCUACAG
Molecule: messenger RNA, 742 nt
Organism: Exaiptasia diaphana
Lineage: Eukaryota; Metazoa; Cnidaria; Anthozoa; Actiniaria; Aiptasiidae
Product: fibropellin-1
Biological process (GO): Notch signaling pathway
Molecular function (GO): calcium ion binding; Notch binding
Source: RefSeq, a predicted model, not a curated record